AUGAGCGGCGCUAUUAAAGCGCUGUAUAUCUACGAUGAAUACAACGCGCCGAUUUUAGAGCAUACCUAUCGGUCGCGGCUGCCUUCCGCAUCAUCUCUCAUUCGACUCUUCCUCGCACACCCCGCGCCGCGACCCUCGUUGAUCUAUCUCCCAGAAGCCUCGCCUCCUGUCACCGUCUUCUCCAUUGUACAUUCAAAUCUCCUAUUUUUGUCUCCGAGCGAUGUCGACACCGAGCCACUGCUGGUUCUGGAGUUUCUCCGCCGAGUUGUCGACGUUCUCGAGGAAUUCGUCGGCGCCCCGCUGCUGGCAACCAAGCUACAGACCAGCUAUGAUGUUGUCGCACAACUCCUAACAGAGAUGUGCGAUGCGGGGUUGGUGAGCAGUACGGAAAUAAAUUCGCUCCAGGAGAAUGUAGAGACACCGAAUUGGAUGAACAAAUUCCUGAGCGGAGUUGGGUUGCCAGGGACAUCAUCACCAGGCCUUACUCCACUUAAUCCACACAAAGCCCAGUUGUCCAGUACGGCCGCUUCUGCUGCCUCGGGCCCAGCCAUCCCAUGGCGACGGCCAGGCGUACGCCACACGUCGAAUGAAUUGUACGUGGACAUAAUAGAGACAUUGUCAGUGACUAUCGCGCCGUCCGGUCGCCUCCUCUCUGCUCUCGUCUCGGGCACAAUUGCCUUCACGGCAAAGAUUUCAGGGGUUCCUGACCUGCUACUUGCCCUGACCACUCCCGGCGGCCAAAGAGCAAUCAAUCAGAAAAUGGAACUGCCGGUGUUUCACCCCUGCGUUCGACUCGCACGGUGGAGGGAAAGACCUGGAGAGCUCAGUUUUGUGCCUCCAGAUGGCCGGUUCAUUCUCGCUGGAUAUGAGGCAGACCUUUUACCAAUAGAUCCAAACAUAGAUGCGCCGCCGAGGCAUAUGGAGAAACUAUUUCUGCCGGCAUUCGUUGAUAUCAAGAAGUCACUAGGCCCAAGCGGAAAAGAUUUUGAGGUCAGGUUAACACUGAACACAAGUUUUCCGGGCGCAAAUUCAGGCUUCCGGCCGUCUGGGGGUGGACGCAAUGGCUCUGGGAGCUCAACACCUUCAUUCCUAGGGGCUGGAUCUAGCGCCAACGGUUCUUCCUCCCCCACCCUCGAAGAAGUUGUUGUCCAUGUUCCCGUAUCCAAGGCUGUUCGAAAUAUCACCGAUAUGCGCCCAAGCCGAGGCGAUACUAUUUAUUCCCCUGGCGACAGCUAUUUAGAGUGGCGGAUACCAACCAAAGACGCUGGGACGGUAUCUGGAACAGCUACAUUACGCUGCACAGUUCUAGGCUACCAGGACGACCUUGAUGAUGCCGAAGCGGAAUUAGCAGCAGGCCAAGAGAUGCUACAGGGCUAUUAUGAUGCCGAUUCUUACCAACAAGACCCAACCACCUACGCAGCCGAACCCGGUCCGAGCGGAAAGCCCAAAAAAGCACGAAAACAAAAGUCCACCAAAACAAAGAAGACGAAAAAAACAAAAUCCAAAAAGGUAUCGACGGCGACACUCGAUCCACAAUCAACUAUAACGCCUAGCAAGCUGUCUCCCUCAGAAACACCUCCUCCGCAGAAUCCUCCUUUCCGGGAAACCGCGUCACGCAAAGAAAAACUACUAUCUGCUCUGAUGCCCACGUCAGCUUCUGUUUCGUUCUCUGUCAAGGGCUGGCUACCGUCUGGUAUCCGGGUCGACAGUCUAAAUAUUGAUCCGCGCAAGAGCCGAGGUCUGGGCGAAGGAGUACGGCCAUACAAGGGCGUAAAAUAUCUAUGUGUCAGUCGAAAAGGUGUUGAGCGGCGAUGUUAG
Molecule: messenger RNA, 1818 nt
Organism: Talaromyces rugulosus
Lineage: Eukaryota; Fungi; Ascomycota; Eurotiomycetes; Eurotiales; Trichocomaceae
Exons: 3
Coding region: 1-1818 (605 amino acids)
Biological process (GO): intracellular protein transport; endocytosis
Cellular component (GO): clathrin adaptor complex; cytoplasmic vesicle
Source: RefSeq, a predicted model, not a curated record